AUGACAAGAAAGCUCUACCAGCUUGAGGAGAAGAAGAAAAUCGACCAACUUCGUAAAGAAAAGGAAGAGGAUGAGCUUCAACGUUUGCAAGAGGAACAGACAGGCAAGAAACGAACAGAAAAGUUAGAAUGGCUGUAUGCAAUGCCUGCGACGGGAAGUAUUAGUCAGAAUCCGAAUGAUUUGGAGAAGUAUCUGCUUGGAAAAAAGAGAUAUCGACAGCCGACGAGAACGCAAAGGGAGGGCAUGCCGCAUGAGGAUGAAUGA
Messenger RNA from Laccaria bicolor S238N-H82, 264 nucleotides. RefSeq lists its product as uncharacterized. The transcript is spliced from 3 exons. The record is from RefSeq and is a predicted model, not a curated record. NCBI's taxonomy places the organism in Eukaryota, Fungi, Basidiomycota, Agaricomycetes, Agaricales, Hydnangiaceae. The coding region runs from base 1 to 264 and encodes 87 amino acids.